AAACUCCAGGGUUUGUCCCGAAAUGUGACGUCAGACAGAAGGACUCACUUGUAGCGAGCGUUGACCGGCGCUGGCUGUCAUUUCCUCGGCGCCGUUUUGCAAUAAUCUGAGCUCGUGGAAUACGUUCUAUUUUUUUUUACAAGAAUCUCAUUCUGGGUUCAAUGAAGUUGAUAUUGGCAUCUCGUAAUGAGGUGGCUUCUGCCGUGGAUUCUAAUAGUAGCCAGCACUCAUCAGGUCUUUUCCCAACAUCCCACAGCCAUGCCUCCCUUGACACCGACCAUAGAGCUGUAUAACCGUACAGCGUACUGCAAAUGGCCGUGCAAGUGUGCCAAGAGCGCCCCCCUGUGUCCGCCAGGGGUCAGUGUGCUCAUGGACGGCUGUGACUGCUGUAAGGCCUGUUCCAAGCAGGUGGGGGAGACCUGCAACGAGGCGGACGUCUGUGACUACCAUAAGGGACUGUACUGUGACUACAGCGUGGACAAGCCGAGGUACGAAAAAGGAGUAUGUGCCUACAUGGUGGGCACAGGCUGCGAGUACGACGGAGUGAUCUACCGGAACGGUCAGAGCUUCCAACCCAGCUGUAAGUACCGCUGUCUGUGUGUAAACGGCGCCAUCGGUUGUGUGCCGCUCUGCACAGACUCCCAACCACCCCGGGUGUGGUGCCAGACGCCCAGGCGGGUCAAACUGCCGGGUCGAUGCUGUGAGCAGUGGAUCUGUGACGAGCCCAGGAAGACGCGCAAGGCAGACCCCAAGCAUGCGGAGAUAGUGCGCGCCAGCCACAAUGAGGUCUGGCAUAAGAACUGCAUUACCCAGACAACCUCCUGGUCCCCGUGUUCCAAGACCUGUGGACGUGGCCUGUCCCUGAGGAUCUCCAACGCCAACGACCAGUGUGAGUUGAUCAAGGAGUCGCGCCUCUGCAACAUCCGGCCCUGUGACGUGGACAUCACCAAGCACAUCAAGCCAGGGAAGAAGUGUCUGAACAUUUACAGGGAAGAGCAGAGCCAGAACUUCACAAUCUCAGGCUGCAACAGCAAGAAGCCCUACCGUCCAAAAUACUGUGGUGUCUGCGUGGCCACAGACGAUCGCUGCUGCAUCCCUUACAAGUCCAAGACUAUCGAGGUGGAGUUCGAGUGUCCCAACGGAGCCACUCUGACAUGGCAGGUGAUGUGGAUCAACGCCUGCUUCUGUAACCUCAGCUGCAGGAACCCCAACGAUAUCUUCUCUGAGCUGGAGCACUACUACGACCACAAUGACGUCAUCAACUGACAACUGAGCAGCCUUGUCCGAGCCUGAACGUACGGCCCACAGGGCAGGAGACCAUCUCCUGUUUCUGUAGCAUGAGGUAGUUUAGUGUACAAGUACAACCCCUGGGUAAGACACUAGUCUGCCUCGGGGCCUUUUACCCAAAUACAUCUCCUGAAUGCUGAAUGCCAAGCGUUUUUAGAGUCUUUGGUAUGAUUCGACUGGGGAGAACUGAGCAGAGGACAGGUUCAUUUAGGUUAUUAUUGACUCCAGCUUUACAUUCCUUGGAAUAAAGGGAUUGAUGAUUUGUUGCUUAGUUGAAUUAGAUGUUCAAGUACCAGGCUGGAACAAAGCCUGCACACCCCUAAGGUCACCAGGAGUAGGAUUGAAGAACAUUGCAGUUGAACCCUGCCCAAACUCUUCAUUAUAAUCUUGAUAAAAAAUAAAAAUAAAUAAUGCACAGAGUUUAUCAAUUAUUUAACCUCCAUUCAAUGAAAGGAAAAGGGAUGUAGUUGUUUUUCAAUUCAAUUCAUCAGAGAAUGAACUCUACAAGGUGUCCAAAGCAUUCCACAGGGAUGCUGGUCCAUGUGGACUCUACAAGGUGUCCAAAGCAUUCCACAGGGAUGCUGGUCCAUGUGGACUCUACAAGGUGUCCAAAGCAUUCCACAGGGAUGCUGGUCCAUGUGGACUCUACAAGGUGUCAAAAGCAUUCCACAGGGAUGCUGGCCCAUGUGAACUCUACAAGGUGUCAAAAGCAUUCCACAGGGAUGCUGGUCCAUGUGGACUCUACAAGGUGUCAAAAGCAUUCCACAGGGAUGCUGGUCCAUGUGGACUCUACAAGGUGUCAAAAGCAUUCCACAGGGAUGCUGGCCCAUGUGGACUCUACAAGGUGUCAAAAGCAUUCCACAGGGAUGCUGGUCCAUGUUGACUCUACAAGGUGUCAAAAGCAUUCCACAGGGAUGCUGGCCCAUUUUGACUCUACAAGGUGUCAAAAGCAUUCCACAGGGAUGCUGGCCCAUGUUGACUCUACAAGGUGUCAAAAGCAUUCCACAGGGAUGCUGGCCCAUGUUGACUCUAAAAGGUGUCCAAAGCAUUCCACAGGGAUGCUGGCCCAUGUUGACUUCAAUGCUUCCCACAGUUGUGUCAAAUUGGCUGGAUGUCCUUUGAGUGGUGGACCAUUCUUGAUACACACAGGAAACUGUUGAGCGUGAAAAACCCAGCAGCGUUGCAGUUCUUGAUACAAACCGGUUCACCUGGCACCUACUACCAUACCCCGUUCAAAGGCACUGACAUCUUUUGUCACUGUCUGAAUGGCACACAGACACAAUCCAUGUCUCAAGGCUUUAAAAUCAUUCUUUAACCCGUCUCCUCCCCUUCAUCUACACUGAUUGAAGUGGAUUUAACAAAGUGACAUCAGUAAGGGAUCAUAUCUUUCACCUGUAUUCACCUGGUCAGUCUGUCAUGGAAUGUUUUGUACACUCAGUAUAUUAAAGGAAGUUGAUCAUGUAUUUGUGAUGAUACCAUAGUAGGACACAGGGGUCAAACCUAUUGUAAUUAUGCAUCAUAUUCAUAUGGGGAUAAUCUUCUACCAAGUUAGGGCAUUAACCACUGGAGUGGUCAUCCUGUUGUGUACUCUUCUGUUUCCCUCUUUUUGUGCCAUGUCAUUAAGCUUACUGUGUAUGUACUGUUGUGCUCAACAUUUAGUCAAGUAUUUUGUAGUUUACUGCAAAGUGUACAGUAUAUCAGACAAGAUUCUCUCACAUUUUCUCAGUUUUGCAUUGAUUUCCAUUGACUCUUAGUGAACAAUAAUAGUGUUUGUCUCAAUGUCUGCGUUGUCAAGUCAGUUAUUAUUUGAGCUCUACGAGGUUAAAAGUGUAUCAACUUUUUAUUGAUUGAAACUUGAUUGAUCAGCUCAAUAAGUGUUGUCAUUUAUUUCAUUGGUCAAUACUCUAGUAAACCAUGUACCAUAUCAAAUGUCAUCAUAAACAACAAACAAACUCAUCCAGGAAGUCACAUUUGAUUGGUUCAAAUAAAUACAAAGUAUUAAGAUUUGGGUCGUGACAAAUCUUUUCAAAUAAAUUUUGUAAAAAUAA
This is a messenger RNA of Oncorhynchus kisutch (coho salmon), 3335 nucleotides long. Its product is annotated as WNT1-inducible-signaling pathway protein 1-like. Gene Ontology annotation, biological process: signal transduction; cell adhesion; positive regulation of cell differentiation. The transcript is spliced from 5 exons. Gene Ontology annotation, cellular component: extracellular region; extracellular matrix. The coding region runs from base 187 to 1266 and encodes 359 amino acids. The record is from RefSeq and is a predicted model, not a curated record. Gene Ontology annotation, molecular function: heparin binding; integrin binding. NCBI's taxonomy places the organism in Eukaryota, Metazoa, Chordata, Actinopteri, Salmoniformes, Salmonidae.